Messenger RNA from Truncatella angustata, 1296 nucleotides. RefSeq names its product ribonuclease H-like domain-containing protein. The coding region runs from base 1 to 1296 and encodes 431 amino acids. The record is from RefSeq and is a predicted model, not a curated record. The transcript has 2 exons. NCBI's taxonomy places the organism in Eukaryota, Fungi, Ascomycota, Sordariomycetes, Amphisphaeriales, Sporocadaceae. Gene Ontology annotation, molecular function: nucleic acid binding; exonuclease activity. Gene Ontology annotation, cellular component: nucleus. Gene Ontology annotation, biological process: ribosomal large subunit assembly; rRNA processing.
AUGGGCGUUUCUUCUCGGUCUUCUCAGACUGGACACGUUCAUGAAGACGCAAUACCAAAGAGUAUUGAAAAAGCUAUUCUCCCACCAAAUGUAGCAGAUAGCUUUCCCCACCAGCACAUUCAGCCUAGACACGAGCAGUCUUCAAACAUUCCUUCCACUUCUACGUCGUUUAGCCUAAGCCCACCGAUCACUACAACAGGUGAUAUUUACAACGGCACUGGCGAUGGGGAGUCUAAACCUCUUAGCAAGUACACACCUCGAACAUCCAAGCCUCUUGUCUUCCGAACUCCCCCCAAAUAUCCUCCUUUCAACUGCAAAGCCGCUUCUUGCAUCCGACAUAAGUGUAAUAAGUACAGCCUCUUCGACAACUCUGACCAAGAGAUACUAUUUUAUGCUCUACAGCUUCGGUGUCACUCAAGGGAGCUCUUGCGUCGAAAAGGAUUUCCCACUGUUGUCAAUAUCUGGUCCUCGCAGAAGAUCAAGCUACCAGCUGGUAUCAAUGCAGAAGAUUUUCUCAUGGCCCCAGAACACUCCUCACGAACCACCCACCGAGUGGUGGCCAUUGACUGUGAGAUGGUCGGCGUCGGUUCCGGCCAUUUCGAGGGCACCCAAGAGAAGCAGAGAAGUGAAUUGGCUCAACUAUGUGCAGUGGAUGUUUUGACGGGCGAAGUUCUUAUAGACAAAUUAGUCAAUCCUCUGGAGAAGGUGAUCGACUGGCGCACGCGAUUCAGCGGUGUCUCGCGGUCUGUAAUCAAUACUGCUAGAAGGCAGGGCAAACUAUUGCUGGGAUGGAGGGCCGCUAGGUCGGAGCUAUUUACCUAUAUCGAUGCGGACACCAUCAUGGUCGGCCAUGCCUUGCACAACGACCUUCUCAUCAUGCGUCUGGUCCAUAGCAAUGUCGUUGACACUUCCUUUCAGACAGCUGAGGCAGUUUUUGGCAGUGCAGGGAUUGCCAACAAGACAUGGGGACUCAAGGUUCUGGCCAAGGACCUUACCAACCUCUCCAUACAGGUGGACAAGAAAGGGCAUGACUGCACCGAGGAUACCUUGGCCACCCGCGAAGUCGCAAUAUGGUGUCUCUGCCAUCCAGAUGAGCUGGCAGUGUGGGCUACACAGAGGAGAGAAGAACAAUCGAGGCUAAAUGCCGAGCGUGAGAAGCGAUUGAGAGAAAAGCGAAGAAGGCAAGUGGUAACAAAGACCGAAAUACUCUUUUCCCCACGUCACCUUCAAGACCUCAGCUCCAACAACUCGUCCAAUGAUUCCGGGAACCCCGAGACUUUGAGAAGGAAUGCUUGA